CGAUGAUGUCCCGGUAGAGACGACAUUAACAUCGUGAUUGAAGAUUGAAGUGAGAUAUCAUGUAUUGGGAGUUUUUGAUUCGCGUGGUGUUGCUUCUCCUGGCCGUGUACGAACCCCUGACUGUGGCAGAAGUGGACGAAGGACAUUCCGAGUGGGACUAUGUUCUCUGCAUGCAAUAUGAAGGUGGGAAAAACGUCUUUCCCAUAGGCGUGCAAUAUAAUGCGGAAAUAGUGGAAUACGCAUGCGUCGAGACUUAUUUAUACUCUGUUGCACAAUCGAAAGGUUUGAAUAGUGUACAGACAGCGUGGAUAGAGGAGCUGUAUAACAAGUUCCGGGAUGAAGGAAACCGGGCUGAGAAUGGGCAGCUGACCAUCAGAGAACGGAAGGAGUACCGAAUGUUAACAGUGGCGGAGUUGGACAUAUUCCACAGAGCAUUGCUGGCAUUCAAGAAUGACAAGGCUGGAAAAUAUGAUGCAUUGACGAGUCUCCACGUCGGCGAGACUUCAAGAGCGGCCCAUCAUGGCCCAGCCUACCUAGUCUGGAACCGUAUCUUCCUGGAUCUGUUCGAACUAGCUUUAAGAGAAUAUGAAAGCGAUGUGACGCUACCAUACUGGGAUGUAACGUUAGACAGUCAGCUGGAGUGGCCCGCCCAGUCUCUGAUCUGGGGCCCCCAAUACGCCGGAAAUGGGAAUGGCCUGGUCAAUUCAGGACCUUUUGCCAACUGGGAUAUCCAAGGGAGGAAACUCAUGCGCAAUAUUGGCCACUCUGGACGACUCAUGAAGCCAAAUGACGUCACCAAGAUUAUGACAGGAAGUAUGUCUAUAUCCGAUAUAACUUUCCCAAACGCUGAAUUUGAAAAUAACUUGGAGCUUCACUCCUAUGGAGUGCGCCUGUGGAUCGGAGGAGACAUGGCCCUUUUGCAAACUUCAAUGAACGAUCCCAUGUAUUUCCUGUUGAGCGCUUACAUAGACAGUGUCUGGCAGGACUUUCGUGAUCUACAAGUGCAAAAUAACAUGGAUCCUGAGACAGACUGGCCCACCAAGUUUAGUGGAUACACGGCACAUUUCCCAAUCCAGGAACUGGGUGUGGUCCCGGCCAUCAGAAACAGAGCGGGCCUCCGAGACAGAUACGGUAAACUGGUGUACCGGUAUAUCAAGCCGACCUGUUCCUCACAGAAUACGUGCGGUACAACCGGUGCUCUGGCCUGUAAUGUUAUAUCACGAACCUGUAAAGCCGUCGCUAAUAACCAGGCCUCGGGCGCGUCUUGUCAUGGGAACAGUGGGUAUCAGAAUUCCUACUGCUUGGACGGAAACAACUGUGACGAGCGGGACUGGGUCUACCUCCCCAUACAGGUCUCCUACAUCCGACCCGACGAGUUCAGUUAUCCCGUCAAAGCCUUCACCUCCCCAUCGACUAGGGCGACAAACGAUAUCUACUCUGCCGUCCCAUUCUCCAAUGGCGCUUAUAAUGUCAGCUUGAGGAACAAAAGGGACUACCCGGCACCGAACCUUGAUACGUGCAAGUGCUCCAGCUCGGAAACUGGGCGAGUUUAUGUUCAGACGUACGGCCUCGAUUACAAUGGAACUUACCGGGAAUACUCUGUGGUGGACAAGCGCCUACCCAUUUCCUCAGCCUGGACUUACGCGGCUGUAAAGGACCCCAGGGAUUCGUCCGAUUUCCAGAUCCGAGCCCUCAUUCGGGUCUACGACGAAUGUGGGAACAUAUGUGUAUCUCACUGUCGCGUGACCGGUUCCGAUGAAUACGGCACGUGUUCCGGUGUUGUAAUAGUGUCAACCAAGGAGCCUAAGCAAUACAGUGAUACGAUGGAAAACGUGUUUUACAUGAACUGGGAUUAUUUUGACAGCACGCCAUACCCCAGUCACAAGAGAGACCUCAGCUUCUUGAAGUUUUACUGUGAUUAUUCUGCCAUCUGGCCGUGGUUGAACUUUGGAUACAUCGAGGACCCUUACAAGCCCCGACCCCCACCUCCCGUGGACCCGGAUUUCGAAGACUUACUGACCACUACAACUACAACAACAACGACGACAACCACGCCUCCAACCACCACAACCACAACCACCGAGCCAACCACAACUGUCCUCAUCAAGUCAGAAUGUAAGUGAAACUUUUGCCGGCUGAUUUAUCCGUCUUGUUAUAGUCGAAACUUGAUGUAUAAUACAUUAAACUAUAUCUCAGGUUAAAAUCACAUUGG
Molecule: messenger RNA, 2212 nt
Organism: Liolophura sinensis
Lineage: Eukaryota; Metazoa; Mollusca; Polyplacophora; Chitonida; Chitonidae
Exons: 4
Coding region: 60-2123 (687 amino acids)
Molecular function (GO): oxidoreductase activity
Source: RefSeq, a predicted model, not a curated record